AUGUCCGUUCCCACCAUUAAGCUCAAUAACGGCGUACAGAUUCCAGCUAUUGGUCUCGGCACCUGGCAAUCUCAGCCUUCGGAAGUUGUUGCAGCCGUCGCUUAUGCGCUGAAAGAAGCUGGAUACAGACAUAUCGAUUGCGCUUGGGGCUACAAUAAUGAGAAGGAGGUGGGUGAGGGUAUCAGACAGUCUGGUGUGCCUAGGUCGGAGGUUUUCAUUACCAGCAAGGUUUGGGGAACAUAUCAUUCCCGCGUUGAGGAGGCUCUGGAUGAAACCCUAGCCAAUCUUGGAACUGAUUACCUGGAUUUAUAUCUAAUCCAUUGGCCAAUCGCCUUGAAUCCAAAGGGCAAUCAUCCUGCUUUUCCUACUCUCCCUAACGGUUUGCGCGAUGUCGUACACUCCUGGAAGCUGUCUGAUACUUGGAAGCAAAUGGAAGCACUGGUUCAAAAGGGCAAGGUCAAGACUAUUGGCAUAAGUAACUUCUCCGUGAAGAAGAUCGAAGAAAUUCUUCCUUCUGCAGAAGUUAUUCCUGCAGUUAAUCAACUGGAAUUGCACCCCUACAACCCUCAACAUGAGUUGCUUGCAUAUUGCCGUUCCAAAGGAAUAGUACCGCAAGCAUAUUCACCUCUGGGUUCUACGAACUCGCCGCUGCUCAAAGAUGACGUCGUGCUAAAGAUUGCACAGAAGCACAGUUUGCAGCCUUCAGAUGUUCUACUCGGCUGGCUUGUGGUCCAUGAUAUUGUUGCACUUCCGAAAUCCGUCACUCCUUCACGUAUCACUUCCAACCUCACUGGAACCAUAAAUGCAAUCGGAAAGCUUGACAAGGAAGAUAUUGCGGAGCUCGACGGACUCGCGGCUUCAGGAAAGCAGAAGAGGCUCAUCAUGCCUCCGUGGCCUGUUGACCUGGGAUUUGACAACUGGACUGCGCCGAUGCCCCAACCUCAACCAACGGCUUAG
Molecule: messenger RNA, 957 nt
Organism: Lentinula edodes (shiitake mushroom)
Lineage: Eukaryota; Fungi; Basidiomycota; Agaricomycetes; Agaricales; Omphalotaceae
Product: Aldo/keto reductase
Exons: 10
Coding region: 1-957 (318 amino acids)
Cellular component (GO): cytosol
Molecular function (GO): aldose reductase (NADPH) activity
Source: RefSeq, a predicted model, not a curated record